Messenger RNA from Colletotrichum graminicola M1.001, 726 nucleotides. RefSeq names its product uracil phosphoribosyltransferase. NCBI's taxonomy places the organism in Eukaryota, Fungi, Ascomycota, Sordariomycetes, Glomerellales, Glomerellaceae. The transcript is spliced from 4 exons. The coding region runs from base 1 to 726 and encodes 241 amino acids. The record is from RefSeq and is a predicted model, not a curated record.
AUGUCUAGCCAAGACCCCAAGUCCGCCGUCGGCCCCUUGUACCGCUCAGAAAGCCAGAAGCCCACGGCAACCGUCUCCACCGAGAUCAACUCUGACAACGUUAUUAUCUUGCCCCAGACGCCCCAGCUUAUUGCCCUCCUCACAAUCAUCCGAGAUAGGAACACUGAGCGUGGUGACUUCAUCUUCUACUCCAAUCGCAUCAUUCGCCUGCUUGUCGAAGAGGGUCUGAAUCACUUGCCCACCGUCGAGCACGAUGUGACAACGCCCAUUGGUAGGACCUACUCUGGUCUUAUGUUUCAGGGCAAGAUAUGCGGCGUAUCCAUUAUGCGCGCUGGCGAGGCCAUGGAGCAAGGCUUGCGGGACUGCUGCCGCUCUGUGAGGAUCGGCAAGAUUCUGAUCCAGCGUGACGAAGAGACGGCGCAACCCAAACUCUUCUACGACAAGCUGCCAGAUGACAUUGCCCAGCGCUGGGUGCUUCUUUUGGAUCCCAUGUUCGCCACCGGCGGUUCCGCCAUUAUGGCUGUGCAGGUUCUCAAGGCCAGAGGUGUUCCCGAGGACCGUAUUUUGUUUCUGAACCUUAUUGCCAGCCCUGAGGGUAUUCAGAAUUUCACCGCCAAGUUCCCCAAGCUCAGGGUUGUCACGGCAUUUGUUGACCAGGGUUUGGACGAGAAGAACUACAUCAUUCCCGGCCUUGGCGAUUUCGGCGACAGAUUUUACACCGUCUAA